This is a messenger RNA of Moneuplotes crassus, 699 nucleotides long. Lineage: Eukaryota; Ciliophora; Spirotrichea; Euplotida; Euplotidae. The record is from the annotation of a GenBank genome assembly.
AUGAGCCAAGGUCCAAGGUAAUUCAGAAAACUAUGGGAAGUAACACUAAAAUAUAGAUUCCAAAGUGUGCUUAACAAUAAUCAGAAUCCAAAUGCUAGACAGCAGAAUCAACAGAUGAAUAAUAUCCGCUCUGAUGUAAAUCCAAGAGCAGCUAGAUAUGGAGGUUCCAACCCUGCUGCUAAUCCAGCAGGGUUUGGGCCAAACGCACCAGGAGGUGUUCCUAAUCCACAAUACCAAAGAGUUCCUCAGCAGCCUGAUUAUAAUUAUGGAGAUAUUAUUGAUUCAAACUCAGCUAGAUAUAUAUCAACUAAAAUUCCUGUCAGAGCGAAAUGAAGAUAUUGACAAUCGACCUCUAUUACUAGAGUUAGUACUAGGACAAGUCAGACACAAUGGAUGGCAUGAUUUCUAAUGUUUAUGCUUUGCUCAUGGUGAUGAUGAUGCAUCCCUUUUUGCAUAAAAGACUGAAAAUAGCUAUAUACAUCACUGUGGUAUGUGUGAUAGAGAGAUAUUUGCAUGUACGCCAGAGUUCAGCCAAUACAUGAGCAAUUUAAGAGAAGCUCAAACAAUCCAGAGAGACAUGGAGAGAGAAAGGCAAAGAAUGAACCGUAGGAAUCAAUACAACACUUUCUCUCAAGGAGCUGGUAGAAGGUUAGGGGAUUAUCAGGACAACCAACAACCACAGGAGGGAUAAUUCUGACU